This is a messenger RNA of Alternaria ventricosa, 1149 nucleotides long. RefSeq lists its product as uncharacterized. The transcript has a single exon. Bases 1 to 1149 code for a protein of 382 amino acids. The record is from RefSeq and is a predicted model, not a curated record. NCBI's taxonomy places the organism in Eukaryota, Fungi, Ascomycota, Dothideomycetes, Pleosporales, Pleosporaceae.
AUGGCGACGCCAGGUGCGGCUGGGGUUGGCGCUGGUACUACUCCUGCGGGUAGGACGGUGAGGCGUAAGCCCGCGCCGAGCAGCACACCCGUACGUGAGAGUGAAGAGAAGAAAGAAGACGAGGUCAAGGAAGAGGAGGAAGUGGUUGAGUCCGCGCCGAAGGAGACUACUGCGUCUGCCCAGAAGUCGUCGGCGAAGAAGCGCUCGAUCAGGAAGAAGCCGGUUGUUCUCGACAGUGAGGUCGACGAGCUAUCUUCCGAAGACGACUUCGAGCCAGACGAUCACUCACCCACACCCAGCAAGAAGCGCAAGACCGAACUCACCUUCGCCGAGAGCGCCCUCGCUACCGCUACUCGGACACCGCCUGCCACACGCGCGACUCGACGAUCCACCACCGCUCCAACCUACCAAGAUCCACCAUCCCCGCACUCAGACCCCGUCGACGGCAGUGUGCGCAGUGGCGGUAGGUCAAACGGCUACCUAGGCGGCGAGUACAAGGGCGAUCCAGACCUCUACGACGCUGCCAUCGCACCAUACGACGAGCCGUUGUUGAGUCGCCAGAACCCCGUCCUGUCGAACCCUGCCUCGAGGAUCCCCGAUAUCAUCAAGCGAGGUGGUGUACCGAGGCCACAAGGCGAGACGUACAAGUACAUCCAGAAGCAUCUGCGUGAGAAAAUGGGAUUAGAGCAGGCAGACGAGACAGCUGGAGAAGAGACUGUGGCGUCCUUGGCUGAGCAGAGCGUAAGUAAUGAGUAUAGAGCUGUGAUUGACACUGAGAAAGCUGACCCAUCGAAAAAGACCGACGAACAGCACGCUAACGAAUGCACCGUCGGCGCUUUCGUAGAGCAAAUGGCAACAAAGUACCUCAACGCCGACACCAUGGACGGAGACGACAACAAAGCUCUCUUCAACGCCAUGGAGAGCGCCGCGUUGGUCUGGGGCAAGAAGACGUUCAAGAAGCUUGACCCGGAGAAGCAGCAAGUGGUACAACCAGGCUUGAAACUGCGUCUUGACUUCAUCGAUGCGGAGUUUCGGGAGGAGUUGGCCAAGUUGAUGGAUGAGCGCGCUGGCAGUAUGCUGGCGGAGUUGGGUGUGGGUGAUGAGAAGCCUGCGGCUGGUCCUCCGGACCUGUUGUUCAAGGCUGUUUAG